CGUUACGUUAGACCAUAUUUGAUUUGUUUUGAGCAUGUGAAAAAUGAUCGUAAAAACGUUUACGAUGUCUUCUGGCCCUCUAUAUUAUUCACUAGUUUAAAGUGAAAAAACCAUUAUAUUUGUUUAGAACCUUCGUAUACUCUUCAAAGAGUAAUACUGAAAAAUAUUCGUUUUAAACGUUACUCAUAGCUAGUGUACCGUGUUGAAUGUUAUCUCUGUUAAUUUGUUGCAGAAACGAGAAGGGAUUAACCUUCAAAAUUGGUAGCAUAUAUAUACGUGUGAUUUCAAUUCGAGCUUUUCUCAAAUACCGAAAUUGGCUACCUCUUUUUCAAAUGGCUAUUAAUCAAGAGCUUCUUGUCGUGUUACAAGAAAAACAAAAAGUCAUUGAUAGAGAGCCUUUUCGAAAUUUUCGAAUUGACGAUCCAAAAAUACUGGACUGUGUCGAGGGUCGUGAAAUUUGUGGGAAAUGUUAUAAGUCGAGGAAAUUCUUUUGUUAUACUUGCUACUCGCCUGUCAUCGAUCAGAAAUAUUUUCCCCGAGUUAAGUUGCCAAUAAAGAUCGAUAUAAUCAAGCAUGCACGUGAAAUAGAUGGAAAAAGUACAGCGAUACACGCAGCCAUAUUAGCUCCCGAUGAUGUGAGAAUUUAUACGUACCCUGAGUUUCCAGAAUUCUUGAAAAAUGAGAGAAUUGUUCUUAUAUUUCCUAGCGACACAGCAACUACGGUUGAACAACUUUGUACUUCAGAAUACAGACAAGGAAUUGAAUACUGUGGCAAAGAAACUCAAGGAACACUGCCUAUCACUAGAGCUGUUUUUAUCGAUAGUACUUGGCAUCAAACCAAAGCAAUUUACAAGGAUCAGAGACUUCGAGAUUUACCUUGUGUGAUUUUGAAGUCCAGAAUAUCUCAGUUCUGGCGUCACCAGAAAAAAAGUCCACGUUGGUAUUUGGCGACGAUCGAAGCGAUACAUCAGUUCAUGGUGGAAUUGCACGAGUGUGCAUUCGCAACAACGGAGGAUCACGUGUCGAGAAGUUCUGCUAAUUCACAAGCUUCUUUACCAGUGACAAAACCUUAUUCGGGGGAGUACGACAAUUUGCUCUACUUUUUUAAGUACAUGUACGAGAAAAUUCACACUAUUUAUGACCAUGACAAGCUUUGGGCUUAUAAGAGACCGUUGUUGUGACAGAAAAUGUAUGGAAAGUGUUGUUAUAGGUCUCAUCGACAAAAAAAAUAAACUUUAACAACAUUAAUUUAUAA
This is a messenger RNA of Venturia canescens, 1255 nucleotides long. Its product is annotated as tRNA-uridine aminocarboxypropyltransferase 1. Lineage: Eukaryota; Metazoa; Arthropoda; Insecta; Hymenoptera; Ichneumonidae. Bases 207 to 1181 code for a protein of 324 amino acids. The record is from RefSeq and is a predicted model, not a curated record. The transcript is spliced from 4 exons. Gene Ontology annotation, molecular function: tRNA-uridine aminocarboxypropyltransferase activity. Gene Ontology annotation, biological process: tRNA modification. Gene Ontology annotation, cellular component: nucleus.